This is a messenger RNA of Parnassius mnemosyne (clouded apollo), 660 nucleotides long. NCBI's taxonomy places the organism in Eukaryota, Metazoa, Arthropoda, Insecta, Lepidoptera, Papilionidae. The record is from the annotation of a GenBank genome assembly.
AUGUCACACACCAUGAAGCUCUUCGAGCGCAUUAUUGACACCAGGAUCCGACAGGAGUGUACAGUGUCGGACUUCCAGUACGGUUUCCAACCAGGACGCGGUACCAUGGACCCUAUAUUUGCCCUAAGGAUCCUCAUGGAGAAGCACAGGGAAAAGAAUAUGCCUCUGCAUUUUUUAUUCCUAGACCUGCAGAAGGCCUUUGACUAUGUUCCUAGGGAGAUGAUCUGGUGGGCGUUGCGGUCGAAGUUGGUACCAGAGACCUACGUGGAAAUCGUACGUGACAUGUACCGCAACUCCGAUUCAAUAGCCAGGACCGCUGUUGGUGAUACCAACCCCUUCCCUAUAACCAUAGGCGUGCAUCAGGGCUCCGUCUUAAGCCCCUAUCUCUUCAGUGUGAUAUUAGACGAACUGUCAGCCAGCGUACAGAAACUACCGCAGCUUUGGCUGCUUAUGUACGCUGAUGAUAUCGCACUGGUAGAUGGGGACAAAGGACGGCUCACCAGACGCGUGCACGCAUGGAGGGAGGCGCUUGAGAACGGCGGGCUGAAGCUAAACGUGGCGAAGACGGAGUAUAUGGCCUGCAACAGCACAGAUCUGACGUCUCUCCGUAUAGGCGACGACACCGUCGAGCGCACGGACAACUUCAGGAUCUGUGCUUGA